Caenorhabditis angaria is the source of this 962-nucleotide messenger RNA. NCBI's taxonomy places the organism in Eukaryota, Metazoa, Nematoda, Chromadorea, Rhabditida, Rhabditidae. The record is from the annotation of a GenBank genome assembly.
AUGCCGGCGUCCUGUCGGCUCACGAGACAAAAUAAUUGUAUAUGAUGUCAUAAAAUGGGAAGGUCAUCAUCGAGAUUAGGACUAUUUUUGGCGGUGAGCAAAAAAUGUACUUUGAAGUUUUUGGAGAUCAAAAAAAAAAAUUAAAACAUCGUGGGAUUUUUUUCAAACAAAAACAACAAUCAAAAUUUUUCAAGAUUCUGAAUUUUUCAAAAUUCAGAAACACAGCUGCCAAAAAUUUGAUUCUGAAAAAAGGCUUCGGUCCAAAUCCAGGUCUCUCGAGUUGGAAUUUGUUUAUCUGAUCUUGAAAAUUGAAAAAAAAUCUUGGUUUUGAAUUUUGAACAUGGAUCUGAAGCUUCUGGUAAUUCGGAAUUCGGCAGUUUCAAAUUAUAUUUUUCCAUGGUUACUGUAAAUUAACAAUCGCCCACAAAACUCCGUGACUCAUAAAAUAAAAAUAUUUUUAUGUGAUUUGAUUAAUGUUACUAUAAAUUUCCCAAAAAUUAUUCCGAUUCACAUUCUCAUUGAAAAUGUUUAUUUUCCUUCCCUUUUUUAGUUUUCGCAGCAAUUUCCUGUGCCCCGGUAAGAUUAUUUUCUCACAAUCAACGUUAGAUAGGAUUUAUUCCGAAUCUGAAGCAUGAAACAUUGUUGCAGGUGUCAUUCGAAAGCCCGCAAAACUUUUUCAAUCAUUUGGAUAUUUCAAAAAUCGACGAUUCCGCAAAAAUCAAAUUUUGCAAUAAAGAAGAGAUUGGCAAAAAUUCGGGAGAUGUUCACAAUCUUUUCGAGAAAUCCUACAAUGUUAUUCUUUCUGAUGGAAAAACUUCAGGAACUGUUGAGAUUCUCGAUUCUUCAGAAGUUUUCUAUUUCAAACUUUCGGAUGAUGGAAAAGUUUGUUGUUUUUUUGAAAUCUCCUCCAAAAUCCAACUUUUUUUCUUCAGAAUCUUGUUCAACUUUUGGCAAUGUGUUAA